Molecule: messenger RNA, 717 nt
Organism: Anthostomella pinea
Lineage: Eukaryota; Fungi; Ascomycota; Sordariomycetes; Xylariales; Xylariaceae
Source: the annotation of a GenBank genome assembly
AUGGAUAUCGGAAGGGUGGGUAUUGGACAUCUCCGAGCGAAUGUUCCCCGUUACACUGACAGGGAGAUUGGCAGUGUGUCGCUCACCGGUAAUGCAAGGGACUUAAUCCUGGGUGUGCAGGAAGUAGCGAGCAUCAUCGUCCGAGUCAAGAUCGGGGGCCUGGCGCGCUGGUGUGAGGGUGACGAUGAUGACGGCGAGUUGCUUUACAAGAUAUUCCCCAAGCUCCCGGCCGGCAUCACCGUCCACCGCGACCUGCCCUCCAAUUACACCUACGGAGACAUCACCUGGAGCGGCUUCGCUGAAGUAGGCGCGGAGAAGCAAUUCCAAGGAACCUGGCAGCAGGUGGAGGCCCAGAUUCGGGUUCUCCAGCCCAACUUCAAGUUUGUGCUCGACCAGGCGAACCGCACCAUCGAGGCCCGCGACAAGGAACCCCCGAGCGACGUGAACGGCCCCGACCGCGAACAUUUCUGUGAGCAUGUCGGUGGCUUCGGCGAAAUUAGUUAUUUUAUUGCCGAGAAUCUACGUAACUACCUGCAAGCUCUGAGUUCCGACCUCAUAUGCAGGAACGGACCGGGAAGCCCCGGGAAGGGCAACUGCGGGCGGAUCUCCUGCGCUUACGAUUCGGCGAUUUGGUGGUGCAACGACAACGACCACCCGGUCACGUUCAAGUGCAACCUCUUCGAGGAGUACGCGGCCCGCAUCGUGGAUAACCUGUAG